GUUCACUAUUGGUUGGUAAAAAUCUAAUAACCCCGCCCGUAUGACCUGUUGUCCCACAAUCCAUUGCUGCCCGCGAACCUCGAAUGUAGCUCACAACAAGCAAGUUAGUGCAAAAAUGAGUAAAAAGGAUGCAUCUGGUGCUGCAGUUAUUCUUGAGUACCUCAAUGAAAAGAACCGGCCGUACAGUGCCCAAGAUAUCUUCGGAAACCUGCAAAAGCAGCACGGUUUGGGAAAGACGGCAGUGGUGAAAGCUAUGGAGCUGUUGGCGCAGGAAGGAAAAAUCAUGGAGAAGGUCUAUGGAAAGCAGAAGAUCUAUUUUGCUGAUCAAUCUCAGUUCGCAGAUGUGAGCGAUUCAGACCUUAAGGAAAUGGAUAGUCAGAUGUCACAGCUUAACUCCCAGGUACACACUGUAACACAGGACUGCAAGCAGCUUGAGAUGGCUCUGAAGGAGCUCAACAGCUCAAUGACAACACAGGGAAUGACAUCAGAGAUCCAGCACCUGACGCAGGAGUGCACUGCGUACAAGGAGCGGCUGGAGAGGAUCAAAUCUGUGGCAAAUCACGUUACACCCGAGGAGAAGGAAAAGGUUUACAAAGAGCGGGAUCUCUAUCUGAAAGAGUGGAAGAAAAGAAAGCGGCUGGCAUCUGAUAUGGUUGAUGCCAUUUUGGAAGGAUACCCAAAGAGCAAGAAGCAAUUUCUGGAAGAGGUUGGCCUAGAGACGGAUGAGGACUGCAAAGUGAAAAUUCCAGACAUGUGACAGAAGAUGUGGGAUUUAUGGCUGUGAACGCAAACAAAAUGGGGGACAUGACUGACUUUUUUCUGGACCAUCUUAUUUGUGUUCUGUGCUUAUGGUAUCAGUGUUGGGUUUUUGUUUUGUAUUAUACAUAAUGUGUAAAAAAAAUUAAGACUUAGAAACAGAUGUUUAUUUGCAAUUAGAAAUAUCAAUACAAAAAUAUUUCCAAAGUUUUUUUCAAGAAA
Molecule: messenger RNA, 978 nt
Organism: Paramormyrops kingsleyae
Lineage: Eukaryota; Metazoa; Chordata; Actinopteri; Osteoglossiformes; Mormyridae
Gene: psmc3ip
Product: PSMC3 interacting protein
Biological process (GO): homologous chromosome pairing at meiosis; meiotic strand invasion involved in reciprocal meiotic recombination; meiotic joint molecule formation
Cellular component (GO): DNA recombinase auxiliary factor complex; condensed nuclear chromosome
Molecular function (GO): recombinase activator activity; double-stranded DNA binding
Source: RefSeq, a predicted model, not a curated record